This is a messenger RNA of Macrosiphum euphorbiae (potato aphid), 774 nucleotides long. Lineage: Eukaryota; Metazoa; Arthropoda; Insecta; Hemiptera; Aphididae. The record is from the annotation of a GenBank genome assembly.
AUGUCAGCUAGAACGUUAAAUAAUAACAAAUACAAAUUCACCAUCAAGAAGAGGGAUCAUCUGUCUGCGGAAAAUGUGUCUCGCUUAAACUCAGAUCAAACUAAAGUUCAAUUACAACUAUUACAACAAGCGUUUGGCAUUUACAAUAAAGAGUUUGAGGAGUUGAUGUCGACUGUUGAAGAUGAAAAGAUUGAUACUUACAUAGAAGGAUUGGAAGAAGUAAAUUACAUUUAUGCACAUACUAAAGCAAUUUUAUUAUCACAUAUUAUACACAAAUCAGAAGAACCAAAAACACUACCACAUGAAAGUAAUGUACGUCAAUUGAUAAAACUUCCACCCAUUAAUCUACCUACAUUUAAUGGCAAGUUUAAAGAAUGGUACUCUUACCGUCAAUUUAUGUCAAUGGUUCAUGAUAAUCAAGAUAUUGAUGAUGUGCAUAGAAUGUAUUAUUUGAAGUCCAGCUUACAAGAACAAGCAGCCAAAGUCAUUGGAACCUUAUCUUUAACUGUUUUAAACUAUAAGGAAGCUUGGUCGCUGCUUGUUGACCGGUAUGAUAAUAAACGACCCAUAGUUCAAAAACAUUUGCACUAUUUAGUAUCACAACCCAUCUUAAAUAGUGAAUCGGCAAACGCUUUAGGAUAUCUGUUGGACGUUACUAGAAAAUAUUUAUCAGCUCUUAAGGUAUUAGAACUUCCAGUAAAUCAUUGGGAUGCGAUUUUAGUGCAUAUUGUAGCUAAUAGAUUACCAAAUAACAUGUUCAAACCUGGGAGGUAG